UUGUUUGGUAGCAUAUACGACUUUGUUAAAUUUCGUUAAAACAUUAGGCCUAAAUUAUUACUUUUGGUUGUUAUGGUUAUGUUGCUAAUACUGAUUAGGCGCAGUAAGGAUAUUCAGAUAUAUUUCUUUACGGUUUACAAAAGUUUCCGAUUUGUUGUGAAUUGUUGCGACCAUUGAGUGAUUUAAUUUGUGCAGUAAUCCCUGUAAUUGGUGUUUAUCAGUAAAUUGGUUGUCAGUCAGUGACUAUUCGCGAACAGAUCCAGUUAGGUGUUUUGGUGGAGAAGGUGAAAUCGAGUGUUUAGCACCUUACCGUACUGGCUGUCACUGACUCUGUCUGAACUUGGGAGUGGCACGCGCCUGAACGCCUGUCUCGCGUGGAACUUUGAGAGGACCUGGCGCUUGGGUUUUAUAUCAACUGCCACGAGCACGCGCGGGUCCAGGGGAACCAAACCGGAAGCGUGUGCCAGGUCGGACCGGCGCGCGACACCCAUUUCUCUCUUUUCUUGUCGACCUGUCACGCAUUCCUGGGACAACGCACGGGGUAGCCAGGCAGCUGUAUGGUCAGCAGGUCCUAUUGUGGCGUCGUAAUCCGGCUGUUCUCUGCGCCAGACUAUAAGAGCGUACCACGAGCCCCCAAGCACACACACACACUCACAGAGUGGACAGCGUCUCCGACACACUCGCUGAGCACACAGGCAACAUGUCUUCUGAUAAAUCUAAAACUGCCUCCCAGACCGACGGGAAGGCUGCCCAGAGCAAGACCUCCGAAAUGGGAAUGAUGAACUACAGGAUGUAUGUGUUCGACCAGGAGAACUUCCAGGGUCGCAUGAUCGAGAUCAACGCCGAGUGCAUGAACGUGUGUGACAUGGGCAUGGACAGAGUGCGCUCACUACGUGUGGAGUGUGGACCUUUCGUGGGUUACGAGCAGAUGAACCUCUGUGGUGAGAUGUACAUCCUGGAGAAGGGAGAGUACCCCCGUUGGGACUCUUGGAGCAACUGUCAGAAGAACGACUACCUGCUGUCCUUCAGACCCAUCAGAAUGGACCCCGAGAAGCACAAGAUCUGCCUGUACGAGGUGGGAGAGUUCAAGGGCCGCAAGAUGGAGAUCAUGGACGAUGACGUCCCCAGUCUCUUCUCCUAUGGCUUCACCGACAGAGUUGGCAGCGUCAUGGUCAGCUGUGGAACCUGGGUGGGCUACCAGUUCCCCGGAUACCGUGGCAGCCAGUUCCUGCUGGAGAAGGGUGAAUACAGACACUUUAACGAGUUCGGUGCCCGCUGCCCACAGUUCCAGAGCGUGCGUCGCAUCCGUGACAUGCAGUGGCACCCACACGGAUGCUACACCAUGACUAGCAGCAAGUGAGGGCCCAGCCAGGAGCGAAAGAGGAGGAUCGGAAGGGAGGGAGAGGGGCGGAAGAGGAAGGAGAGAAGAAGAGACGUCUGAGGUCACGCCUCCACUCCCUCUGAGACGGGAGUGGAGCGGAACGUCCCACCCGGGGAUUCCGUGGGGGGAGGGGAGGAUUGGGGGAGGGAGGAAUGGAGUCUCCUGUGUGUGGGUUUGAUUUGAGCAGGACUGCCUGUCUCUGUGACCGCCUGCUCUCUUUGGACAGGCCACUAACACUCUGGCCCACGCCCCUGAACACCAAAGCCCAUUCCCGGGUCUCCUCUCUCUCUCUCUGCUCUUCUCUUUCUCUCCUGCGCUCCGACUGUGGCUCUUUAAUUUCCUUCCAUUUUUUGUCAUUUUUUGUUCAUUAUUUUUUUUUUCGCCUACCCUCUUCAAAUCAUUCCCCUUCCCCCAGGAGAAUGGAGAGCAAGGGAGAGACGAGGCAGGUGUUAUAGACUGACCUCCUAAGCCCAGCUUAUCUCACUCCAACACUGCUGUACAGAAUCCUGGCUACCUUUUAAAUAAAGUCCCAAAUGCUUGAUUUGAAAAAAA
Molecule: messenger RNA, 1933 nt
Organism: Clupea harengus (Atlantic herring)
Lineage: Eukaryota; Metazoa; Chordata; Actinopteri; Clupeiformes; Clupeidae
Gene: crybb1l1
Product: crystallin, beta B1, like 1
Biological process (GO): lens development in camera-type eye; visual perception
Molecular function (GO): structural constituent of eye lens
Source: RefSeq, a predicted model, not a curated record